AUGACCUUGCCUCAGGCCGAAGCUCGCCUGAAAGAACACCUCGGCAAUCAUUAUGUCGAGGAGGACUGGACAGAUGCCCUCAAAGCUGUUAUGGAUGCGGAGGGUGACAACAUCGAAGCGGCCGAGGCUGUUGAGAAACUCGCAUCGGUUGCAUGUCGACGAACUGGGCUCGUUGUCAAAAUUCCGUCUCUUACCAAG
Messenger RNA from Suillus clintonianus, 198 nucleotides. RefSeq lists its product as uncharacterized. The record is from RefSeq and is a predicted model, not a curated record. The transcript has a single exon. The annotation marks the transcript as partial. Lineage: Eukaryota; Fungi; Basidiomycota; Agaricomycetes; Boletales; Suillaceae.